AUGACCACGAGCUACAAGCCUACAACUCUGAACAUCCUGGAUUUGACAACUCUCGAACUGACAAUUGCCUUCAAGUCGACAAAGAUGGGUGCUAUUGUGGAUGCCCUGCGCGCCCUUCGCAAGAGAACUCUUGAAGUAUCGUCUACGAAGCAAAAGCUUCUACGACCCGCUGUUGGGGAUAACUCGGCCGCUGGACGCCGAAUCAUACCGGCCCAGAAGCAUGACAGCUUGAUUGGGGUACGCAUUGACAGGGGAGUGCAAGUCGACAAGCGCGUUAAGAUAUACGUCCAACCUAAUAAGAAUGCCGACAACCGCACGGUCAGAGACUUGGCCAACAAAGAUAGCCACCAGAACCUUGCCGAAGCUUGGGUGGACAUUGAGGACCCCGUGGAUGACUCGACCGUGAAUAAGGUUUUCGAUGCUUUGGAAGCAAGUGCGAAGGAGAAGGGCCAUUGA
Messenger RNA from Aspergillus viridinutans, 456 nucleotides. RefSeq lists its product as uncharacterized. The record is from RefSeq and is a predicted model, not a curated record. The transcript is spliced from 2 exons. The coding region runs from base 1 to 456 and encodes 151 amino acids. Lineage: Eukaryota; Fungi; Ascomycota; Eurotiomycetes; Eurotiales; Aspergillaceae.